Messenger RNA from Acanthisitta chloris (rifleman), 678 nucleotides. RefSeq names its product coiled-coil domain-containing protein 85C-like. The record is from RefSeq and is a predicted model, not a curated record. Lineage: Eukaryota; Metazoa; Chordata; Aves; Passeriformes; Acanthisittidae. Gene Ontology annotation, cellular component: apical junction complex.
AUGGCAAAAAAUUCCAUGGAAGGGUCUAAAGAAGACCUGAGCAAAAUUUCAGAAGAGGAGAUGCUGAGGUGGAGCAAGGAAGAGCUGGUGAAAAGACUGAGGAAAGUGGAGAAUGAAAAGAUGAACUUAAUGGUGGAACACGGCAACUUGAUGAAAGACGUGAACCGGCGGCUGCAGCUCCACCUGCACGAGAUCCGCGGGCUGAAGGAGGUGAACCAGAAGUUGCAGGACGACAACCACGAGCUGCGGGAGCUCUGCUGCUUCUUGGACGACGACCGGCAAAAAGGCAAGAAGCUGUCAAGGGACGGGAGACACACGGCCAGCGUGAUGUGGAAGGAGGUGGGCAUGUACCAGCAGAAGCUGAAGGACCUGGAGGCGAGGCAGGAGACCCUCCUGCGGGAGAACGUGGAGCUGAAGGAGAUGGUGCUGAUGCUGGACGAGGACAGCCCCUCCAGCACGGGCAGCGCGGGCACCCCCGCCCACCACCACCAUCACCUCCACCACCACAAGACCGGAGAUAGCAAGGCCGGGGCCAUGCGGAGGUCUAUGGAUGACCUGUCCGCGCCCCUUCACCACCGGAGCAUUCCCAACGGCCUCAACGAUUCGUCUUCCAACUAUAUCAGGCAACUUGAAACAAAAGUGAAACUGCUGGAGGAUGACAACAAACUUCUUUCCCAG